This is a messenger RNA of Amphimedon queenslandica, 959 nucleotides long. Its product is annotated as endonuclease V-like. Bases 41 to 898 code for a protein of 285 amino acids. The transcript is spliced from 9 exons. Gene Ontology annotation, molecular function: RNA endonuclease activity producing 5'-phosphomonoesters, hydrolytic mechanism; single-stranded RNA binding. Lineage: Eukaryota; Metazoa; Porifera; Demospongiae; Haplosclerida; Niphatidae. Gene Ontology annotation, cellular component: cytoplasm; nucleolus. The record is from RefSeq and is a predicted model, not a curated record. Gene Ontology annotation, biological process: DNA repair.
AAAUUUUUUUCGGGCAAAGCAAAAAAUUUAUGUCCAAAAGAUGGCCUCCAAAGAUGUAGAUGAUGAUGAAGAUUUUGAUGAGUUAGAGGAAGAUGAUAGUGAGAUAGUUGCAGGUAUGGGGUCUCUCACACUUUCUCCGGACGAAGCUGGAAAGAGAGUCACUUGGGAAAAGGAACAAAGUAAACUGAAAAGUCAACUAAUCACGGUUGAUUCUCCUGACGUCCGCUCAUGGAGGAAAGGAAACAGUUUAUUUUUUGGACUCCACAACAUUGCUGGUGUUGAUAUUUCAUUUGUGAAAGGAACACAGAAAGCUUGUGCAAUGAUGGUCAUACUUACAUUUCCUGAUCUGAGGGUGGCACACAUUAGUAAGGAAAUAGUAGAAAUGACAGAACCUUACAUACCAGGGUUUUUGGCAUUUCGUGAAGUUAGCUUUCUCAUGGAUCGAUUGGAAGAGAUAAAGGGGAAUAACCCUCACCUUAUGCCACAGGUAAUAAUGGUAGAUGGCAAUGGAAUACUGCAUCCAAGAGGAUUAGGAUUAGCAAGUCAUUUUGGAAUAUUGUGUGGUAUUCCAUGCAUUGGAGUUGCAAAGAACCUUUUCUGUGUUGACGGCUUACAGAAAUCAGCAGACUUCAAAGAAAAGAUUAGCAAGCUAAAAAAGAAAGGUGAUAGCUUUGAUUUGAAAGGAGACUCUGGCAAACUUUGGGGAAAAGCUGUCAGGACUUCAGAUGAUGCUGUUAAUCCUGUAUAUGUUUCUAUUGGUCAUAAAAUCAGUUUGGAGACAGCCACAAAAUUAGUGAUUGCUUGUUCAGUGAAAAGAAUACCAGAACCAACUAGAAAAGCUGACUUGUUGUCAAGACAGGAGCUAAGACCAAAAUCAAACAGAAAGAAACAAUAUUAGUCGUGAUAAUUAUUAAUCAAUUUUUAUAUAUCAAAACUUUUAAUGUUAUUUUUACAGUUUU